AAGAAGAGCUCUGCGUAGCUCGAAAGCUGCUUGUCUCUCACCUCUAGACACAGGUCCAGUAAAAGAGUUUCCUUCACCUACCUUGCGUCUCUUACAUCCAUUGGGGAUUUUGUAUUAUAGACAAUGAGAGCACUGCGCUGGUUCCAUCCACUCAUGCAAGUCCAAGAUGAGGAGUGUGAAUUCAAAGGUUUGCCUAGAAACAAGUGAUGCCCUCUGAGUAGCCAAUAGGAUUAUUUCUAAUGCCACACUUGAAAUAAUAGUGCUGGCUGAGGGCUCUCUGUGGCUGGACUGGGGGUGGGCAGGCUUUGGUGGGGUAUUUCCAACUAUUGAUAUUUUGUAGCUUUCACUUCCUAGUUUUUGUGCUUCGAGAAGGUUCAAAGGAACAGGACCUAAUUUCCUUUUCAACAUCAACUUAGAGCCAGUGCCGGGUGCGGCAGAGCCCAGAACAUCGUCGGCUGCAGAGCAGAAAUCAGCUAGUGGGCAAGAGGCUCCAUGGAAGACGAAGACAGACGGGACCUGAUCUCCACCCAGGAGCGACCUGGUGAUGGCGUCAUGGCCCCAGAUUCUGGAGCACAGAGGAACUACUGCAGCCGUGGAGCCGUUUACUCUGCUGUCUCCAUCUUGGUGGCCCUGCUGAUUGCUGGCCAGGCCAUCACCAUUUACUUCGUGUAUCAGCAGAGUGGCCAGAUCGGCAAGCUGACCAAGACCUCCCAGAAUCUGCAGCUGGAGGCCCUGACCAGGAAACUCCCCCAAAGUGCCAAGCCAACUUCCAAGCUGAGGAUGGCAAAGUUCAGCAUGCCCAUGGUCAUGAGGGAGCUGCCACUCGCCCCGAAGGAGGACAUGAUGCCCCUGGAGAACACGGCCAUGCCUAGCAACAGCACCACGGACCAAGUCAAACACCUGCUGCUGCGGGCAGACCCCAGCAAGAUGUUUCCUGAGUUAAAGAAUAACCUGAUGGAGAAUCUGAACCACCUGAAGCACACCAUGACAAACCAAGACUGGCAGUCGUUUGAAUCCUGGAUGCACAAGUGGCUGCUGUUUGAAAUGGCCAAAACCCCCCAAACUGUGCAACCUACUGAGGUCCCAGCAGAUGAAGUGCAAUCUAAGUGCCAGGCGGAGUCAAGUUUUAGUGGUGUCUACCCGGGUCGGUUCCGCCCCCAGUGUGACGAACAUGGUGACUAUCUUCCCAAGCAGUGCCAUGCCAGCACGGGGUACUGUUGGUGCGUCUACAAAAAUGGCACCAAGAUCGAAGGCACUGACACCCGUGGAAAGCUGGACUGCCCUGUUACUCCGGGUGGUUUGGACACUGAAGAACUGAUGUACUCAGGUGUGGAUCUGCUGAAGCUGGAGUCUGGCAAAGGGAAAGACUUCACCAAGUAGAAGAGGACGCAGAGGCCUGGCACCUUCUGUCUCCGCCUCCAGUUUGCAGAGUUACCGCUCUUUUUCACUCAUGCUUUUAAAUUGCUUUCCUGAAUUACAGCAGCAGCCGCUGAGAGCCUCUGUUCAGGCAUUUAUUAUUGUUUAUCGUCUUAGCAGGCGAUCCAAAUGAGUAGAUUAUAGAUCCUGUCUGCCAAACCCAGUGCCUCUCCCUGUACCAAGAUGUGCUGCAGCAAGCCAGCAGAAUAUUAGGACUUUUAGUGGAGAAAGGAUGCAGUGGCCCCCUGAAUUGCAAUCAAAGGCAGGCAAAGGAUAAAGCUCUUAGUGCUUUCUUGGCUAAUCAGAGCACAUUAGCCGUUGCAUGGACAACCACAGGUGUCUGAAUAGCGAGGGGGCUGGUGCAGUACCACAGCUCCUGUAAUAUCAGCACUGUCCAGUGGGAAGAGGGGAUCCAGGUCCAAAACACGGUCAAUUUCAAUUGAAUUAUCUCAGUGAAUUGUUAGAUACGCUGGACAUGAUCCUUCCCUCCCUUACAGUGGUGUAACUCCAUUGACUUCAGUGGAGUUGUCUCUGAUUUACACCAGUGUACGUGAGGAGAAUCAGGCCCUAUGUUUGCUUAUAAAUGGCUCUGAGGGUCUGGAUGAGUUUGGUCAGCCACUGGUGGAGACUUGUCUGGUUGUUCCAAGAACCAAGUACUUGUGUGUGCGGGGCGGGGGUGUCCAUAAGGUUCUGACUGCCACAGCCCCGAAUGAUAAUGCUGGGGUAUGUCUGUAUCUCAGGUGCAACCUCCAAAUUCACUGAACCUGCCAGCAACCCUUAAACAUGUAUUCAGUGCUGAUGAGUAGCACAGGCCUUCUCUCCCCCAUCCUAAAGGACCAAGCUGGGGUAGGCAGCACCCCACCCUAUGAAGCACAUGCUAUUCCAAAUUACAUGGGCAGGAGCAUUCAGCCACUGAAAUACCCUGAUUGCUUGAGCAAUGCUUUGCGCUUCAUCACAGAGUUAGAGCUCUUAGUUUGAGAACCUGGCUAGCAGUGGGUUCUGAAGCGCCUCUGGGGCCAUGGGUCACCAAGAAGAGGCUGUAGGAAGAGUUUGAUAUCACUCAAGCUAAAGAAUGGGUCAGUGGCUUUUCCUUACGCUGAACAGACAUUAAAUGCAGCAGCAAUGAACUCUGAUCUUAACCAAAGUAAGUGGGCUUCUGGGGGACAUUAGCGUACUAGAGGAAUGCAGGCUUCCUAUAUUUUUUAAACAGGCAAAUGAUUUUAUAUGGCUGUAUUUCCCCAUCCGUUGCUUAACCCUGGUAUUUGGUAGGAUCUUUGUUGAACAGGUAACGUAAUAGCUAAUCUUGGAACUAGAAUUGUGUGUUUUUGAAUGUAUUCUAUUGUUACAGCAUAACCAAACUCACAAGGCUGAUGAUUUCAAAUAAACUUUUAAUAAUGACCGCCACUAAAAAA
Chelonia mydas (Green sea turtle) is the source of this 2828-nucleotide messenger RNA. It is a transcript of the gene CD74, whose product is annotated as CD74 molecule. Bases 493 to 1380 code for a protein of 295 amino acids. The transcript has 9 exons. The record is from RefSeq and is a predicted model, not a curated record. Gene Ontology annotation, molecular function: macrophage migration inhibitory factor binding; MHC class II protein binding; cytokine receptor activity. Gene Ontology annotation, cellular component: cytoplasm; membrane; cell surface. Gene Ontology annotation, biological process: positive regulation of ERK1 and ERK2 cascade; antigen processing and presentation; protein trimerization. NCBI's taxonomy places the organism in Eukaryota, Metazoa, Chordata, Testudines, Cheloniidae.